Messenger RNA from Talpa occidentalis (Iberian mole), 2783 nucleotides. It is a transcript of the gene SLC10A3, whose product is annotated as solute carrier family 10 member 3. NCBI's taxonomy places the organism in Eukaryota, Metazoa, Chordata, Mammalia, Eulipotyphla, Talpidae. Bases 697 to 2577 code for a protein of 626 amino acids. Gene Ontology annotation, biological process: bile acid and bile salt transport. The transcript is spliced from 4 exons. The record is from RefSeq and is a predicted model, not a curated record. Gene Ontology annotation, cellular component: membrane. Gene Ontology annotation, molecular function: bile acid:sodium symporter activity.
UCCGUCCCGCCCGGGUUCGCGCCCGAGCUCUGCCUCUGCCCAAUCCCCCACUGCUUGCGGAGUCUGGGUAGGGAGGAGCCCGGAGCCGAGCUCCCCUUACACCGGACCCUGGGUGGGUGGAGAGGCCGCGCGCCGGAUUCCCUCCCCGCCUGGGGGCUUAUCCGCUCGGACUCUUCCCACCCCGCAAGCAGAAAAGAUGUGGGAUCAGGGCCAACCCCCUCUGGCAGUGACUCCAAGCCGUCAGCCCCACUGGCGGGACAGGAUGGCGGGUCCUUAGUCCCCUCUCCCUUCUGCACUGGUUCAGCCGCUGCCCCCGUGGCUUCAGUCCCGAUAUCUUCAACUUCCCUCUGACUCUCUCCACUUUGCUCCUCACACUCCCUCUGGUUUUCCUGCCGCCCUCUUCAGCGGUGGGACACGGGCUGGACCUGGGCCACCAGGUUUCAGCAGGUUGACAAGAGGGUGGUGCCUGCUGUGACUGGGGAGUGGAAGGAAGCAGUCCUCCUCCUUUCGCCCUGCGGCAACCUCUUGCCCAGAAACACCCUCCGUCCCACUGGCAGUUCCAGACUCUGAUAAAGGAGCAGGUGGGCGUGGGUAGGAGCACCUGGACUCCCAGCAGAGGUGACACAGCAGUUCUCGGAGCUCAAAUUCUGGGACCACCAGAGGAGCCAGAGCUGACAAAGAGGCUCCCCAGCUGACAUGGGGCCAGGAAUGACCCCCUCUUGCUGCCCCUUCUGGCAACUUCCCUGGGGCGAGAGAACCUGCUCCCCACAAGCACCCCCAUCUCAUCGUUGUGGGCAGGUGACUCUCGGAUGCCCUGCCCUUGGCUCUCCCUGGUCUCCUUGUCCGCGGACAAAACUCAAGAGUUCACCCCCAGUAGUGGGAACUGCAUCCCCUGCGGCUGCGCCUGGAAGCUGCUGGGGACAGGCUCUCGGGGACAGGACUAGGAUGGGGAUGGUGCCACCUGCUCCUGCUGCACUGGGCAAGCCAGGGGAUCGGCAGGAGGAGCUCUGCCAUCCAGGACAGCCACACAGGGCCAGGCCCCGCCCAUGGACCCUUGUCAGGAUGACCUGCAGGCCCCAGCAGGACUGCCCUCCUAAGCCGCAGAGGACUGGGGCACGCCAGGCUUCGGGAGGAGCGAUGGUAUUACGCAGGGUCCGGAUUGGGGGCACCUCCCAGCAGUGGCCUGGUCCGGGAGGCUGCAGCCAGCGUACAGGCUCAGUCAGCCUGUUGAAGGUCGUGCUGUUGCUCAUCAGCCUGCCGUGGGGGGCCCGGGGGUCAGCCAGUGCCAACCUCAGCAUGGCUCUAAGCCACACCGUGCCACUGCCCGGGGGCCACUACUUGAGCAUUGGGGAUGGCUCCGUGAUGGAGUUUGAGUUCCCUGAGGAGAGGGAGGGCAUCAUUGUGAUCUCAAGCCAGUACCCGGUGCAGGGCAACAGGACAGGGCCUGGUCCUGUGCUGAGGGCCUUCUCCCUGGACACAGAGGUGCUGACCAUCCAGAAUGUGAGCACCAUGGCCUGGGGCGGGGGUGGGGGCUUCGUGGUGAACAUCCGCUCCCGUCUGCCCGGGCUGGCCCCGCUCCGCCUCCAGCUGGUAGACCCCCAGGAGACCCCACCUAAGCUGAUCGAGGAGCAGAGAGAUUUCUGCAUCAAGGUCUCGCCUGCUGAGGAUCCGCCUGCUGCCCUCAGCACAGGGCUAGUCCAUUUCUCGGAGAACCCCGUUCUCUACCUGCUCUUGCCUCUUAUCUUUGUCAACAAGUGUUCGUUUGGGUGCAAAGUGGAGCUGGAGGUUCUGAGGGGGCUCCUGCAGAGCCCCCAGCCCGUGCUCCUGGGACUCCUGGGCCAGUUCCUGGUCAUGCCCUUGUACGCCUUCCUGAUGGCCAAGGUCUUCAUGCUGCCCAAGGCCCUGGCCCUGGGCCUCAUCAUCACUUGCUCGGCGCCUGGUGGCGGGGGGAGCUACCUCUUCAGCCUCCUCCUUGGAGGGGAUGUCACCUUGGCCAUCUCCAUGACAUUCAUCUCUACAGUGGCUGCCACUGGCUUCCUGCCAUUGUCUUCAGCUGUCUACAGCCACCUGCUCAGCAUCCACGAAACCCUCCACGUGCCUGUCUCCAAGAUCCUGGGGACCCUGCUGUUCAUCGCCAUUCCCAUAGCAGCAGGCGUGGUGAUCAAGUCCAAGCUCCCCAAGUGCUCCCAGCUGCUGCUGCAGGUCAUCAAGCCCUUCAGCUUCGUGCUGCUCCUGGGUGGCCUCUUCCUGGCCUACCGCAUGGGGGUCUUCAUCCUGGCGGGCGUCAGGCUGCCUAUCGUGCUGGUGGGCCUCACGGUGCCACCAGUCGGCCUGCUGGUGGGUUACUGCCUGGCCGCCUGCCUGAGGCUGCCCGUGGCCCAGCGGCGGACGGUCAGCAUCGAGGUGGGAGUGCAGAACAGCCUGCUGGCCUUGGCCAUGCUGCAGCUCUCCCUGCGCCGCCUUCAGGCAGACUAUGCCUCCCAGGCCCCCUUCAUCGUGGCGCUUGGCGGCACCUCGGAGAUGCUGGCCUUCGUCGUGGGCCACUUCAUCUACAGCAGCCUGUGGCCAGGCCACUAAGGCCCUGGGGCAAGCUUUCGCCACCCCACCUGCACACCCACCCACGGGCCCUGUGUACCAAAGGCCUUUAGUUCUCAUGCACUAUGCACUCGGAAAAAUCCAGGCUUAUUUUUUUUACUGUUUUGUAUUCUCCAGCUUUCAGGAGGCCACGCUGAUCGCAGGUGGGCCCCGCCCAGAAAAUAUACUUCAAUAAAAGAAACAAGCAA